This is a messenger RNA of Trichomonas vaginalis G3, 435 nucleotides long. RefSeq names its product cyclin-dependent kinase inhibitor 2C-related family. Gene Ontology annotation, cellular component: nucleus; cytoplasm. Gene Ontology annotation, molecular function: protein binding. Lineage: Eukaryota; Parabasalia; Trichomonadida; Trichomonadidae. The record is from RefSeq and is a predicted model, not a curated record. The transcript has a single exon. The coding region runs from base 1 to 435 and encodes 144 amino acids.
AUGGUCGAAGUUCUUAUUUCACAUGGUGCGGAUAUCAAUGAAAAAGAUGGAUUCGGAAGAACCCCACUUUAUAUUGCGGCAGAUAAAAAUAGUAAAGAAAUAGUCGAUGUUCUUAUUUCACAUGGUGCGUAUAUCAAUGAAAAAAAUAUCGAUGGAAUAACUGCACUUCAACUUGCAACAUUGAAUAAUAAUAAAGAAAUAAUUGAAGCUCUUAUUUCACAUGGUGCGAGUAUCGAUGGAAAAGAUCUAUUUGGAAGAACUCCACUUCAUAUUGCAGCAAUGAAUAAUAGAAAAGAAGCAGCCGAAAUUCUUAUUUCACAUGGUGCGAAUAUCAAUGAAAAAACUGAUAAUGGAGAAACCGCACUUUAUUAUGCAUCACAAUAUGAUGAUAAAGAAACUGCAAAAGUUCUCAUUUCACAUGGUGCGAAAGAAUAA